CACUUCCCAUUUAUGUCAAGUCACAGUCAAGUGUAGCUGCUAGUAAUAAGUUCAAGAACUCAGCGUCUACCCGCACGAUGCCAAUACAAGGCUCGAUCAGUGUCACUGCAGACAAUGUCGAGGAAGUUCUGAAUCUUCCUGCACCCGAGCGGUUAACCCAGGGGUUGAAAAAGGUCUUUUCCAAACUCUUAGAACCCAACCAGAGUAUCAGGUUCCUGCGAGAGUACACGACUGCGAUCGAGCGCAGAUUAAAGCGCGAUCCCUCCUUCGCGGGCACGGGUUUGGAUGCUUUCGGGAAGGCAUGUGUUUCUGCAGGACUGGUCAUGACGGUGUCGGCCUUCGUGUCGCGACCGCCGCCUUCGGCUGCGCAGUUUAGGGAAUUCCAGCUCGCGCAGCAAAAUGCCCUGGCAUCUUUGUAUCAUAUUUGUGUAGGUGUUGAUUCGGCAGAACGAAUUGAUGUAGAAGACCAGAUUUUGACUCUCGGUGUGACAGCCCGCCUGAUGCCUAUACUUGACCACGACAAUUGGGACUUGCGGUCCCUGUCAGCCUGUAUUCUCAUCACACUCGCCGCUGAUACUGCGUACGUGGGGUGCUUAACUACUUCUACACGAGGGGAGAUCGCGGUCUGCUUGUGUUUGGUAGUUUUGCGAGACUUGGAGAGAAUAGCUGACCGCAUUGAGAACCAUCCCACUAAAAUGCUCGGUGCCGUGGAUAUCAACGAAUUCCAUUCCCCGCUUGCACACCAGCAACACGUUUUGCGUGGUAUUGGUGACUUUUUGAAGCCACAUCCACCUCACACUUCCAAGCUCCGCCUCGACUUAUUGAAAGAAAGGCCCGAGAUACUCGAUUACUUGUUCGAUUGUGCUACCAUGCCAGGUCUGCCCGGCUACCCCCUGAGCGCUGCUAAUGCUACCGCUUGCGAAGUACUGGCGAGGCUAAUUGAAUGGCCUCCGCAUCUUGUUCCGGGUGUAUCGACACAGGUGGACUCCGCCAUCAAGGCACGAGAGUGGAAAAUCCUGUCACAGUGUCUCACUAUCGUCACUUCACGGGAAGAUUGGAUGGAGAAGAUAGUCGAAGUCUGGAUGAAUGUGGUGGAAACUACCCACCAAGAUAUUAAAGCGAUGUUUGAAGAACACUUGGAGGGGCCGCCGUUGGAUGAAGCCGUCGAAUCCGUUUGUCAACAUCGAGGGACGGUACGCGUGAACUUACUACGAAUCAUUAUCAAUUUAACCCAUGCGGCCGAAUCCUGCGGUAUCUCCAAUGCUGACAUAGAGUCUUUUCUGCACAUUGCAUACACAGCGUCUAGUAAGGUCCUUCCGCGAGAGGAGUCUUACCGUCGACACGAUUACCUGAUGUAUAUGGAGCGCGGCGCGGAUCACGGCGAGUGCAUAUUGGGACCAACAGCCCUUGCACGACUGCUCGUCCUGCUUGCUCAGCGCAAAACCCUUAACAGUAUCCAGGGAUUGAAGAAACCACCCAAUGGGCUAUCUUCGUCCACAUGUCUCAAUCACGUACAACACAUCACAAAUCCUGAUGUCAUACGGCGGUUCCUGACUAUUGCAUUGGAACGCGUGAAGGCCAAUACUUCUGUGGGACGCGAACGCGCGAGCAAGACACAAUACGAAUUGGCGCGGCACGCAUUCGCAACCUCGGCAGAGCUAGCCGCGGCUUUGGUAGCAUUGGACAUUCACACUCAGGGUCAGUACAGUAAAGAAGUCGUCGGCGCUCGAAGGGAAUUGGUUAUCGCUUUGGGGAAUGCGUCUGAGAUGGCGUUGAGACAGAACGUGUAUUUGAUGGGGCUGAGCUUUGCAUUUGGUGCCCUUAGCGCUGCUGAAAACAUUCCUGAUAGCGAAGGCUUGGACCCGGCGAUAGUAGAGAAGAAUAGGCGACGUGUUAUCUUAGCUGAGGAAGGGAGGCAUAGUUUCUUUGCCAGCCUAUCAGCGCCUACUUAGGACAUUUAGGGGUUAUAGAUUACUAAGAUUUGUUUGUAUGUGUUUGGUGUAUUGUUAUUCAGACUCAGCUGCUGCUGGGCUCGGC
Pisolithus orientalis is the source of this 2037-nucleotide messenger RNA. RefSeq lists its product as uncharacterized. The transcript is spliced from 7 exons. NCBI's taxonomy places the organism in Eukaryota, Fungi, Basidiomycota, Agaricomycetes, Boletales, Pisolithaceae. The record is from RefSeq and is a predicted model, not a curated record. Bases 78 to 1952 code for a protein of 624 amino acids.